Synchiropus splendidus (mandarinfish) is the source of this 1601-nucleotide messenger RNA. RefSeq names its product sodium/potassium/calcium exchanger 2-like. The transcript is spliced from 6 exons. NCBI's taxonomy places the organism in Eukaryota, Metazoa, Chordata, Actinopteri, Syngnathiformes, Callionymidae. Gene Ontology annotation, molecular function: calcium channel activity; calcium, potassium:sodium antiporter activity. Gene Ontology annotation, biological process: long-term synaptic depression; long-term synaptic potentiation; calcium ion transmembrane transport. The record is from RefSeq and is a predicted model, not a curated record. Gene Ontology annotation, cellular component: membrane. Bases 55 to 1530 code for a protein of 491 amino acids.
GCCAUUGUUGACGAGAGUGGACUCACGUUCAACUUCAACACUGUAACGCAAAGGAUGAAGCAUCUCCAACCAAGGCGUGUGUCAGUUCUGCUCUGUGUUCUCCUCUGCGCUCUUCACCGACUGACCUCCAGUACCAAACUGAAUGGGUCUUUAAUUGAGAGCCAGAUUUGUUCUGGUUGCGAAGAGGAUUUUGAGGAGGUCACUGCAAAGACCUGGCACAUGGAGGAAAAUGAUGUGGACACAGGUGCUGAGGCUCCUGUCAGAGCUCCAUAUCCUGCGGAUGUGUUUUCUGUGGAGGAGCGCAGGCGUGGCUGGGUGCUGCUGCAUGUGAUGGGGAUGCUCUACAUGUUUGUCUCCCUGGCAUUUGUGAGCCAUGAAUUCUUCAUCCCUGCGCUGGGUGUGGUCACUGAGAAACUGUCCAUAUCUGAUGACGUGGCUGGAGCUACCGUCAUGGCAGCUGGAAGAUCUGCCCCGAAGCUUUUCACCUCACUCAUCGCGGUCUUUAUCAAUAAGGGCGUCGUGGGCUUCGGCAAGGUUGUCGGGUCUUCGGUCUACAACAUCCUGUUCAUAGUCGGAGUGUGCGGUUUGUUGUCGCACAACCCGCCUCGCCUGGCGUGGUGGCCAAUGAUGAGAGACAUGACCUUCUUUACACUCAACCUCAUUUUACUCCUCCUCUUCUUUUUGGAUAAUGUCAUAGUGUGGUGGGAGAGUUUGCUUCUGGUUCUCAGCUACAUCUCAUAUUUGGUCUCUAUGAAGUGCAACAGUCAAAUAGAGCAGGCUUUGAGAUGCAAAGCAGGUCCUCUGGAACGUUUACAGAAUAAUAUUGUUGCAGAAUUUGAAGGAGAAUUGCAAAAUACUGGCAUGAUUGAUGAGAAAAAGACUGUCUGCAAUCAUGAAGAAAAAGAGGAGAGAAAGGAGGAGUGGCUUUCUUUAAAGUGGCCAGGGACACCUCGUAAACAGGUCAUCUACCUUUUGCUCCUACCUGUGAGCUUCCCUUUAUGGCUGACCGUCCCCGAUGUCCAUAGUCAGAAAUCAAGAAAGUUCUUUGCUGCCACCUUCCUGGGCUCCAUUAUUUGGAUCACUGUCUUCUCCUACUUCCUGGUCUGGUGGUCUCACACGGUGGGUGAGACUUUCGCCAUCCCACCAGAGAUCAUGGCUCUGACCGUCCUGGCUCUUGGGACGUCAGUUCCUGAUGUUGUCACCAGUGUGAUCGUGGCCCGUCGAGGCUGUGGAGACAUGGUCGUGUCCGGCUCUGUCGGCAAUAACAUCUUCAAUGUCGCAGUGGGUCUUCCUCUUCCAUGUCUGCUCUACUCUGCCUCUCAUGGACUCACACCAGCGACCGUCAGCACUGCUGGACUCUUGUGCGCUGUUGCGUUACUCAUCCUUGUGCUUGUGUUGUUCGUUGCCGCUGUCCUGUGCUGUAAAUGGAAGUUGUGUAAGCCACUAGGGGCCAUUCUGCUUCUGCUGUACUUGAUGUUUGUUGGGAUCUGUGUGGCUCUGGACUACGAGGUCAUUGCCUGUCCACUUUAAUCUCAGGCAGAAAUUGUUAUCGAACAUUUGGUGAUGCUCUCACCGCUGAUCUUUAUUGUAAAUAAUGAAUG